Dichotomopilus funicola is the source of this 1167-nucleotide messenger RNA. Its product is annotated as kinase-like domain-containing protein. The annotation marks the transcript as partial. The transcript has 3 exons. The record is from RefSeq and is a predicted model, not a curated record. NCBI's taxonomy places the organism in Eukaryota, Fungi, Ascomycota, Sordariomycetes, Sordariales, Chaetomiaceae. Gene Ontology annotation, biological process: protein phosphorylation. Gene Ontology annotation, molecular function: protein serine/threonine kinase activity; ATP binding.
AUGCAGUACCAGGCCGGACCGCCGAAGGAAGCUCCCAAGAAAACAUUUGUGAGGGAUAUCAGGGACGACGACACGAAGAAGUAUCGCCUAGGUAAGGAGCUGGGUAGCGGCAGUUACGGCGACGUGUUUGAAGCAGAGAAGAAAGUGGCCUGCAAGGUGCAGCACGUCGAUAGCGAUUACCGAAUGUGGGCAAUCCAGCGUGAGCUCAACGUGUGGCAGACGGCGUGCAAGGGCAGCAAAUUCGUCGCCCAGGUGUUCGACGCGUCGUUCAGCCACGCGGACGGCGCGAUUCGCAUCUACACAGAGUUACUAGCCGGGGGCGACACGCUCGCGCUCAUCAGGUCAUUAGAUAAAGCGGAUCUCCUCCAUCCGGUCAUCGUCCUCGGGCUAUCACUGCAUCUCGCGCAGGGGCUCUCAGAGAUGCAGGCGCGCAACAUCCUCCACCGGGACAUCAAGACAGACAACUCGCUGUUGACGAUGAAGAUUACGCCCCAGAUGAACAAGGCACUCUGGGAGCUGACCAAGACGGGUACGGUCAGUGAGCGCCUGUAUCAUCCCCUGGUGGAAUUUUGGGACCAAUUUAGCACGAAUGACAGACUGGCCGUCUGGACCGAUUUUGGUGUGUCGCGAGUAGAAACGGACAUGAAGGAGCGGUCGACCUACUCCAUGGUACCAGACGCACGGUGGACACCGGGCACGUCCGCGCCGGAGCUUUUCUUCAACAACCACCAGUCGCUCCAGGCCGACAUCUACAGCUUUGGUAAAUUCCCGCGCAUCCAUAGCGUAUACAGCUCGAAACUGCAGGAGCUCGUCGACUGGUGCAUGCAAUUUGAGCUCGAGGACCGGCCUGCGGCUGGGGAGAUCAUUGUGGAGCUGUCCAAGCUGUGGACGGCGAAAAAUAACGAGGUCAAAGCGGUGUUCAACGCCCAUAAGGACUUCAGGGAUCGUGUGGCCUGGCAACAAUCGUUUCUGCGCCAGGAGGCGCUCCAGCGCCGGGUGGCCGCCGAAGCGAUGGCCCGCGACCAGGCGGCGGCUAAGGAGCGAGAAAGGGCGUUGGAAGCUUGGAAUGAGCUGCAGAGGGAACAGAAGAGGAUUGAAGCCCAGCAGCAGCAGUCCGGGAACAGUCGACGCGGUCAAUUUACGAAGGAGGAUCGGGCCAAACACCUC